UGGGAGAGGAAAACUCCAGGAACCUGAGGGAAAGAGGAAGUUCUGCUGGAAACGUCCUGUAAAGAGGCUCUGAUGUCCGGACAGCGGGAGGGAGAGCCCCGGCAUGAGGAGCAGGUUGCCCUAGACGUCCUCCUACCAUAUGAAAUUCCUGAUGGAUUGAAUGUGCGAUCGCCACACGGGUAGGAUCCCACCGCACUCAGCCAGGCCCUGAUCGUGUUUGAUGUUGGUGUAGAGGGCCUCUACGUCCAGACUCGCUAUCAGGGUGGUCUCAUUAACCUGAAUAUCCUGGAUUUUACUCGGUGUGUCCUUAGUGUCUUUGAGACGACUGUACCGGGAGCACAGAGGAACACCUGAUACCUACAUAUUGUGAUGCAGAUGAUUUGGUUGUCGCACCAGAUACAUAUGAAAAACGUACCAUUAUCCCAGUUGUACACUCAGACCUGCAAAUCAAAAAUCUGCCAUCUGAUCCUUUAAAAAAGACUGUUAUGCAGACUGCAAACCACAGAAGUGGUGCUGGAUCCCAAAGAGCUCAGAAAGGGAAGAAGUCUUAUUCAUGUUCAGAAUGUGGCAAAUGUUUUGCUCGGAAAUCACAUCUUGAUAGCCAUCAAAGACAUCACACAGGGGAGAAGCCGUAUUCAUGUUCAGAAUGUGGCAAAUGUUUUACUGAGAAAUCAAAUCUUGCGACGCAUCAGAGAGUUCACACAGGUGUGAAGCCGUAUUCAUGUUCAGAAUGUGGCAAAUGUUUUACUGGGAAAUCAAAUCUUGCGACGCAUCAGAGAGUUCACACAGGUGUGAAGCCGUAUUCCUGUUCAGAAUGUGGCAAAUGUUUUACUCAUAAAUACAAUCUUGAUAUUCAUCAAAGACAUCACACAGGGGAGAAGCCAUAUUCAUGUUCAGAAUGUGGCAAAUGUUUUACUCAUAAAAAAAAUCUUGAUAUUCAUCAAAGACAACACACAGGGGAGAAGCCAUAUUCAUGUUCAGAAUGUGGGAAAUGUUUUUCUCAGAAAUCAAAUCUUGAUAUCCAUCAAAGACAACACACAGGGGAGAAGCCAUAUUCAUGUUCAGAAUGUGGCAAAUGUUUUUCUCACAAAUCAAGUCUUGAUAUCCAUCAAUUAUAUCACACAGGGGAGAAGCCGUAUUCAUGUUCAGAAUGUGGCAAAUGUUUUAUUCUAAAAUCUUAUCUUGAUAUCCACCAAAGACAUCACACAGGGGUGAAGCCGUAUUCAUGUUCAGAAUGUGGCAAAUGUUUUAUUCUAAAAUCUAAUCUUGAUAUCCACCAAAGACAUCACACAGGGGUGAAGCCAUAUUCAUGUUCAGAGUGUGGCAAAUGUUUUUAUCAGAAAUCAUAUCUUAAUAUCCACCAAAGACAUCACACAGGGGAGAAGCCAUAUUCAUGUUCAGAAUGUGGCAAAUGUUUUACGCGGAAAUCAUAUCUUAAUAUCCACCAAAGACAUCACACAGGUGAGAAGUCAUAUUCAUGUUCAGAAUGUGGCAAAUGUUUUACGCGGAAAUCAUAUCUUAAUAUCCACCAAAGACAUCACACAGGGGAGAAGCCAUAUUCAUGUUCAGAAUGUGGUAAACGUUUUGCUGAUAAAUCAAUUCUUCAUAACCAUCAGAGAAUUCACACAGGGGAGAAGUCAUUUUCAUGUCCAGAAUGUGGAAAAUGUUUUGCUAGGAAAAAUGAUCUUGCUACGCAUUUAAAAAUUCACACAGGGGAGAGGUCAUUUUCCUGCCCAGAAUGUGGAAAAUGGUAUGCUUGGAAAGCAAAUCUUGUUAAUCAUCUGAAAUCUCACACAGAGGAGAAGUGACAUUAAUGCCCAGAACGUGUUUUACUAAAGAAUGUAAAUUUGAGAAUCAUUAGGGAAGUCACACAGGGGUGCAGCCAUGUUUAUGUUCAGAAUGUGGAAACUGUUUUAUUCAGAAAUAAGCCCUUGUUCAAUAUCAGAGAAUUCAUACAGGGGAGAAGAAGUUCUAACCCCUUCCCAACAUCCUCCAUACAUGUAUGGCGGAUGUCGGGAAUAUAAAGAUGGUGCCCACUCAAGAGUUAAGUAAGUGCCAUAGGCGAAGCAUGCGUGCGGUUUCACACAGCAGCGUCCAUGAUUGGAGAUAGCUCUGAUCGCUGACAUUCCAUCAGAUGCUGUAGCCAACUGCAACCACAGCAUCUGAGCAGUCAUUUACUGGGAGCGAGCGAGGUGUUACAGCUUGAAGAGCAUAUGAAUUAGAACCAUAGAUAACUUCAUAAAACCAAAUAUAACAAUAGCCACAUGAUGUAUCGUGAAUAAAAUAUAUAACAGAGAAUGGAUUGUAGUUCAAGGCCUUUACCAUAGCUACCAUAAACAAACCAUUAGAGAGAUUGCUUACAUGAUAAUGGAGUAUUUUCUGUUCUUACCUAUAUUAACCCCUUAGGGACCCAUGACGUACCAGUACGUCAUGAGUUUAAAGUGAGAUUGCGGCGCCCCGGGGGUUAAUCCGCACAG
Messenger RNA from Bufo gargarizans (Asiatic toad), 2477 nucleotides. RefSeq names its product zinc finger protein 484-like. The record is from RefSeq and is a predicted model, not a curated record. The transcript has 5 exons. Gene Ontology annotation, biological process: regulation of cytokine production; negative regulation of transcription by RNA polymerase II; regulation of immune system process. Lineage: Eukaryota; Metazoa; Chordata; Amphibia; Anura; Bufonidae. Bases 486 to 1808 code for a protein of 440 amino acids.